AUUUAAAGUAUAUAUAGUUUGAAAAAGGAAAAAAAUGGGAUUAAAGGCAUUUAUGCUUAUUGUUUUGGCUAUUUUUCUUGCAAUAACCUCAAACAUUGCAGCUAGGGCGUUGUCUCAGAGCUCUACCACUUCUCUGGACAAGGGACAUGCAAAUGAGGUAAAUGAUGCCAAAUUUUUAGGAAUCGGAGGACUUCCUGGAAGUAACGUACUUCCAGGAGCUGGAAUUCCGAAAAUUGGAGGGCUUCCAAUACCAAAAAUUCCGGAAAUCGGUGGUCUGUCAAGUCAAGGAUUAGUAGAAGGAUUUGGUGGUGCAGGACAUGCAAAUGUAGUAAAUGAUGCCAAAUUUCCAGGAGAAGGUUAUGAUGGAUAUUAUCCUGGUUAUGGUUAUUGGGGAGGAUAUCCUAGACGUGGUUGGUAUGGAGGAUUACCUCGCAACUAAUUAAAUUAAGGUUAAUUAUGCACUAAGUGUGUGUGUUAGAGUAUAUAUAUAUAUAUAUAUAUAUAUCAUAAAUCCACAUUCAGUUACUUUGGAUGGAUGGUCAUCAUCUCUUGUUUUGUUGAAUAAAAGUACUAGGUGUCUCACUUAAUUUAUAUACAUUUACAUGUUAUUGACAUGCAAAUACUUUAAGUGAAAUCCUAGAGAAGUUAGUGCAUUUACUUUGUAUUUGUCAUCCCAGUUUCGCUUUACUUAACACUAGAUUAUUGUAGAAGUUUAG
Molecule: messenger RNA, 716 nt
Organism: Capsicum annuum
Lineage: Eukaryota; Viridiplantae; Streptophyta; Magnoliopsida; Solanales; Solanaceae
Product: elastin-like
Exons: 2
Coding region: 35-439 (134 amino acids)
Source: RefSeq, a predicted model, not a curated record